Messenger RNA from Zingiber officinale, 1306 nucleotides. Its product is annotated as haloacid dehalogenase-like hydrolase domain-containing protein 3. Bases 78 to 899 code for a protein of 273 amino acids. NCBI's taxonomy places the organism in Eukaryota, Viridiplantae, Streptophyta, Magnoliopsida, Zingiberales, Zingiberaceae. The record is from RefSeq and is a predicted model, not a curated record. The transcript is spliced from 9 exons.
UCUAAUUAAGUAAACAGACCAGCUCGGCCGGCGGCUUGUUGACGCCCUUCUCCUGAUACAUCCAUUAGCCUUCAGAAAUGGAAGCUUUCUCCCGGAUGCGUUGCUGGUCUCCUGCUACAUCCAUUAGCCUUCUCAGAGGCAGAACUACCAUUCAGACUCGCCGGCGUUGGACGGAGAUCGGCUCAGCGAAGAUCCAUGUCCUCUGUGCAGCUUCCAUGGAUGAUCAUAGGGUAUCUAGGGCGUAUGACGGGCUCCUGUUGGACGCUGGCGGCACGCUUCUUCAACUGGCAAGGCCCGUGGAGGCAACAUACGCCUCAAUUGGGAGGAAAUAUGGAUUGAGCACGACAGAGGCGGAGAUAAAGAAGGGCUUCAGAAGGGCUUUUUCAGCUCCAUGGCCAGAGAAGCUUCGCUAUCAGGGAGACGGACGGGCAUUCUGGAAGCUGGUUGUGUCCGAAGCCACUGGUUUCAGUGAUAGCAGUUAUUUUGAAGAGGUUUAUGAGUAUUUUGCAAAUGGUGAUGCAUGGCACUUACCACAUGGGGCAUACGAAGCAAUGUGUCUCUUGAAAGAUGCUGGAGUUAAGCUGGCAGUUGUCUCCAAUUUUGAUACUCGCUUGCGCAGACUGUUGAAUGAACUCAAUGUUUCAAAGCUUUUUGAUGCUAUCAUUGUCUCUUCUGAGGUUGGGUUCGAGAAGCCUUCUCCAGAGAUAUUCAGAGCAGCUCUUGAUAAAAUUGGCGUGAAUUCUAGCAGGGUGAUACAUGUUGGAGAUGAUGAAAAGGCAGACAAAGAUGGUGCCAACUCCAUUGGAAUUGAUUGCUGGUUGUGGGGAUUAGAUGUGAAAUCAUUUGGCGAAAUUGCUGCUCGGAUUCUGAAGCCAGAUUCCAUUGGCGAAACUGAAUAGUUGAAGCUUGCAGGCUUAUUUCCACGGAUGACGCUGCUGUCACUUGAUAUCUUCCCCUUAAGUUCACUCUGAAGAUAAAUGAACUCCAGCUUUUAAGCUAUUUUGCUCAAGCAGCAAGCAUCACUAGGUUAUUUACCUUUUUUUUCUCUUUUUUACUUGCGUCGUAUUGAAUCUAAGACUGCUGGUAACGACGAUUUGUCCCUGUUGCUUAGAUCAUUCUCCUUGGUCGAUUAGACUUGAUUGACUCAACCUAAACUCAAUUGUCCAUUGAGCCAAUGUGGCCAAUAUUUACAAUGUAAAAGUCUAAAUUGUGUUGAGUUAACAAUUUGUGAAACUUAAGCUCAGUUUACAUGAGCUGAAAGAAAGCAUGUGUAUGAUAUGUGCAAUUUUGCACAUCUUUCUCUCCC